UGCCUUCUUAUAAAAGCAGCCCACACAGAUAUCCAUACUUGAUGCUUACCCUUUACAGUCUUCCACCUUGAUAAGUAGAUAUGAGAAACUGCCCGUCUGUACAUACCUAUAUAUAUUCCCUCUUAAAUAUGUUUAUGUUUUUUACUGCCCGUCUUAAAUUCGGAUUAGUUCUGCUUUUCUUAGGCCUUAGCCCUGACCCAGCACGACGUCCAACUUCCGAGGUUAUCGUGUACGAUUUCUUAUGCUAACCAGUUGUUUAUUUUCGAAAAUCCCAUUGCUUAGCUACCUUGCGCAUAAUGGGGUCUCUUAGUGAUAUGACUGAUAUUAGCAUACCAUAUGCCCAAUGUAUCACAAGCCGCAUCUUGAACACAAUGUGCAACAAGCUCCGACUCCAUAGCACCUCGUCCGGAACUAUUCCUCGCUGGACACCAGGUUCAACGCUGACUUGCGGUAUUGAGCAUCAGUCUUUCCUUCGAGCUCACUACAGCAUCGAUGACAUCGAACAUGUCAAAGGUUGUCUGAAAGAGGUUAUCAGUUUGCUCAAUUCUUUCAACCUUGGACUUCGCUUCGUGUAUGUCGAAGAUUUACUCCCGGAGACUUUUACUCUCGCUUAUGCAAAUGAUCCUGAUUCCUACGCCACUUCUUUCUUUCCCGACGCCGCACCAGGUAGACGCAAGAUUGUACUUCACGAGAGUUCAUUCUUGCCGCUAUAUCGUGCUUCGAUUUUCAACAUCCUAUGCCACGAGUUUGGGCAUACUCUCGGCAUGCGGCACUGGGACGCAGGUUGGACCGAGCCGAACUACCCAUCGAUAUGCUUCCCACCUGAUUCAAAUAAUAAGCUCUCCGUAAUGGGCAUAUAUAAGCACCCGGAAACUCUUCGAUUCCAUCCAGAAGACAUUGAAUGGCUCAGAGAAUUCUAUAGCAGGAAAAAUGGGUCAAUGAUACAGGGCUGCACGAUCAAGGACUACCCAAGCCGUCCAUAAGGUCAUACAGUAGACUCAUGAAUUAAAAGGGGAUGGUUAGCGACCAGGAUUGGAAAGGGGUCAAUGAGAUAUAUCACACAAUCAUGGGUCAUGAAAAACGUAUACAGAGUUUGAUGAAUAGAUUCAAUAGUCUUCUAUCCACCUUGCGGUGGCAGCUAUAUAUUGACACAGUUUCUGCCU
Messenger RNA from Annulohypoxylon maeteangense, 1163 nucleotides. RefSeq lists its product as uncharacterized. The transcript is spliced from 2 exons. Gene Ontology annotation, molecular function: metallopeptidase activity. Bases 297 to 983 code for a protein of 228 amino acids. The record is from RefSeq and is a predicted model, not a curated record. NCBI's taxonomy places the organism in Eukaryota, Fungi, Ascomycota, Sordariomycetes, Xylariales, Hypoxylaceae.